CAAUUUUUAAAACAAGAAUUUCUUACAAAAUCUUACAAAGUUUCAGAUUCAAGUUUCAAGAAUUAAAAAUUAAUUUCGAGCUUGUCCUUAGUAUACAUAUAUCUUUCUUCAAUGCAAUAUUUUCAUUUAUUAAACCGAGUCUCAAAUGUAGUUUUCCAUUUUACAGGUAAUUACUCUGAUUAUUGAAUUGUCCUAGCUGAAGGCAGAUGACUUUUCUUAAAGUUAUAAUAUAUUUCGCUUUUUCACAAAAAACAUAUAAAGAUGCCAUACUUUCUCAAUUUCCCACGAUUGAUUUCUCUGGUUUUAGUGAUAUAAUAAAGCAUUUAAGGAAAAAUUAGCGAAAUAGGUAAAAUUUGGGAAAGUCAAUAAAAUUAUUGACUUGAUUUUUUUUGACUUUAUCUAUAUGUAGGAAUCGAGGAAAAUUGAGGAAAAAAACAUCUGACAUUUAACACAUAAGAUCGAACUGGUUACUUUUGGCUAGAAAGCUGCAAUUUUAUCACCACUGAUAUCACAUAAUAGUUACAUGCGCAGUGAUCAUAAGUGCGAAGUGCUUUACCAAUAUAUGCUUUACUAUCUGUGUAUGCGUAUGUCUUUUCAUUGGUGUAUAGUAAGAUCCAAGUAUUAUUGAACUAUUAAGAAUUAAUUUACAAUAGUAAAAAUGUUACGAUAUCUGUUACAACCAGUUGUCCGAAAUACACGAAAUGGUGUUCGAUCCUAUCAUGUACCUAAUGAACUUCGACCACCAACUAUGGACGAAGUGCUUGUGCCACAGGGCUCAUGGCAAGAAGCACAUACUAAAGCUGAAAGAAAGUAUAAUUUACAGUUAGCAGCUGGUAUCGUUAUACUUGGUGCUACUAUAGCAUAUGGUAAAAUAACUGGAGUCCUUUGGCUUAAUUUUCGCCCACCAAAACCAGAAGAUAAGCCUCAAAAUUCUAAAUAAGAUAAAUUUAAAUUGUAGCAGAUAAUAAAUAUAAUUGUACAAUUACUUUAUAGUGAAAAGUAAUAAAAUAUUUAUAACAUGUAUAAUUUUCAUAUUACUUUUAUCAAUUUAUAUUUAUAUACAAAAAGAGAAAGAAAAUGUUUAUAACUUAAUAUUUAUCUUAAAAGAUGUAUUGUUCUAUUCCGUUAAUUGUUCUAUUGUUAUCCCGUAUAUGUUAAUUACGUUCUUUCAGUCAAAAAUUAAAAAAUAAGUUUAAAC
Molecule: messenger RNA, 1198 nt
Organism: Heterotrigona itama
Lineage: Eukaryota; Metazoa; Arthropoda; Insecta; Hymenoptera; Apidae
Source: the annotation of a GenBank genome assembly